AUGGACAUCAGGGGGGUGGGGCACAUCAGGGUGCGGGACAUCAGGGUGAAGGACAUCAGGGGUGGGGCACAUCAGGGGUGGGGCACAUCAGGGGGUGAGGAUCAUCAGGGGUGGGGGACAUCAGGGGUGAGGCACAUCAGGGGUGAGGGACGUCAGGGUGAGGCACAUCAGGGUGAGGGACAUCAGGGUGAGGCACAUCAGGGGGUGAAGCACAUCAGGGUGAGGGACAUCAGGGUGAGGCACAUCAGGGUGAGGCACAUCAGGGUGAGGGACAUCAGGGGUGAGGCACAUCAGGAUGAGAAACAUCAGGGGUGGGGCACAUCAGGGGUGAGGCACAUCAGGGGGGUGAGGGACAUCAGGGUGAGGCACAUCAGGAUGAGGCACAUCAAGUGUGAAGGACAUCAGGGUGAGGGACAUCAGGGUGAGGGACAUCAGGGGGUGAGGCUCAUUAGGGUGAGGCACAUCAGGGGUGAGGCACAUCAGGGUGAGGGACAUCAGGGGUGGGGCAUAUCAGGGGUGAGGGACAUCAGGGUGAGGGACAACAGGGUCUGUUCUAACUCCACCUUUGUCCACCUUCUUUCUACCUUCUUUCUGCUCCAAGAGAAUGCAGUGUGUGGGGGGGCCGGGGGGGCAGGGUGGGGGUCCGGCUCCAUCCAUCACCCGGGGGUAAUGUGGAGGUGGAGGCUGUCAGAGGAGACAGAGCCUGACAACCUGCAGACCAUUAAAGCAGGAGAUAAUGUGCGGAUGGUCCACAGACAGGAGCUGAGACGGAGAGGACCAAGGCGCCCACGAGACCAAACUGAAACCUAA
This is a messenger RNA of Knipowitschia caucasica, 810 nucleotides long. Lineage: Eukaryota; Metazoa; Chordata; Actinopteri; Gobiiformes; Gobiidae. The record is from the annotation of a GenBank genome assembly.